Bactrocera neohumeralis is the source of this 3795-nucleotide messenger RNA. RefSeq names its product TATA element modulatory factor (gene Tmf). Gene Ontology annotation, cellular component: Golgi apparatus; endoplasmic reticulum. The record is from RefSeq and is a predicted model, not a curated record. The transcript has 7 exons. NCBI's taxonomy places the organism in Eukaryota, Metazoa, Arthropoda, Insecta, Diptera, Tephritidae. Bases 305 to 3571 code for a protein of 1088 amino acids.
UAUAGCUGUAACUUUUUUCAACUUCCUCGAUUUUAAUUUUAUUUUUGGUUAAAGAAAGCUAAAAAUCUCAGCUUUCCAACACUAUAUGAUAUGACAAAAUGUGAAAUACGAAAAGACUUUUUCGACUACUCAAUAUUUCAGUUAUAAAACUCAGUUCUUCCAUUAAAUGGUUUUGUUGAACAACCCUGAGCAGUGCAUGUCAAAUGCAACACUGUUAUUAUUUAGCAAACAGCUGGCAAAAAGAAUAAUUAAAUGUAAAUAAAAGCAGUGCAAAAAAUUAAAUGGUGUAUUUUUGUAGAAAAUAAUGAGCUGGUUUGAAGCGAAGGGUUUAAAUUGGGCGAAAAGUGCACUCAAAGAAGCCGUGGCAUCCAUAGACAAAGCGCUAGAUAUACAAGACGACAAUGUGGGUGGUGAAAAAAUUUCCCAAGUACAAACGGCUUUGCCUACGUCGUCAGCAGGUGGAGCGGUGCGAAAACAAAAGUUACCAGGCGGAGCAAAUCGCGAAAGAAGCGACAGUCAAAAUGUAGUUGCCACACCAAGCAUUGCAGUAAAGAGUACCACGGUUUCAGCACCUACCACACCGACAGCGCCUAUGGUCUCCUCGACUUGGGGUUCCUUCACAGGUUCUUUCUUUGAAAAUCCAAAUGCGCAAGAAACUAUAACAGCGCCACCGCGUACUAAAGCAGGUAGCGUGGGUAUGCUGCCAACCGCUGCUGUAAUGAAAGAUACAACUUCUAUGACGGAUCUCGCAGUUAGUAAUAACCAGUCCACACAGCGACCAUCAAUUACUUCAACAACUACGUCAGAUUCAGUAGAAUUGCUUUCACCACCUGUAUCGAGUAGCUCCGACUUGCAGUCACCAGUUUCUGAACCAAAAAGUAGUGCAAGUAAUGAAGCGUCAUCAUCUGUGGAAACUAUUAGUGGUACAGCAACGUUGGAAAAUGAGACGAUUAAUAAGGAAUUGUGCAUUUCUGUAAGUGGCUCACUGCCAGAUAGCAUUGUUAUUAUCUCCGAAAAAGAUGAAUACGACAUUGAGGAAGAUUCUAUUUCAUAUAAAACAGUUGUGGGCGAUCUACAAGAUACUGCAGAAACCACAGAAAGUCACAAUGUCCCCACUGCAACACAUUACCCAAACACAAUUGAGCAACCAGUAUCUACAACCAGCUGCUCGCCGAGCCAAAAAAUGAUCAUAUCCUUAGAAGACACACGCAGCGAUUCACAUCAUGCGGAUUCGGAUUCCACACAAAGUUUCGAGGAUGUACAAAUGCAGACGAGUUGUGCCGUUAGUCAAUACUUGGAAAAAGCGCAAGCAGUUUCACCAGCAUCGGACGACCAGAAUGAUGCAAUGAAUUCCAAAACAAAUUCAUCACCACACAAUUCCAACGAUGAAAUGGAAACAACAACAUCCUCAGAUAUAGAAAUUAUAUCUAACCCCAAUGGUAAUGGUGAUUCCUCCAGUACAAAUAGCUUGACGCGCAUCAGUCCAUUAAAGUGGAAAAAACUUAUGAGUAGCCAGGGUGUGGGCCAAUCAACCACCAUGACAUGCUCGAAAAAAGGACACUUUCGUGGUCCUUCCGAAAUUUCGAUACUUUCCGAAGACUCACAGUCUGAGUUGGAUCGGCUUAUGCAACGCAUAAGUGAACUGAGUGAUACUUUAGAGGCGCGUGAAUUGCGACUACUACAAUUGGAGCGUCAAAAUUUAGAGUUGCAGCAACGCAACGCCGAAAUGGAAAACACGCUGGAGACUUUCAAAACCAGUGGCAGCACCGACACAACAGAAGGCUACACACAACGACUGUCAGCCUUGGAAAAGAAAUUUCAAGCCAGCAUACGCGAGAGGGAUGCUUUGCGCAUACAAAUCAAGGACCUGAAAGAUGAGCUGCAGCUGAAAAUACCCAGAGAGCGUUUGACCGAGAGCAACAUAAUGAUAGAGGAAUUGCGUUCGGAAGGUGAAAAAUUGUCGAAGGAGAUACUGCAGCAAUCUAAUAUCAUCAAGAAGUUACGUGUUAAGGAAAAAACUAGCGACGUCACGCUGAAAAAGAAUAAGGAGGAAAUCGCCAGCUUAAGUGAUGAGCUUGAGCGGAUGAAAAAGACAUUGAACGCCAAGGAAGAGGUGGAGCGGUCACAAAUCGAGGCUGUGCACAAAAUGUCAUCCGAAAAAAGAAGACUGGAAGAUGAAAACGCACAGCAACGAAGUAAACUGGAAGAUUUGCAAUCGAAGUUGUCCACGCUGCAGGCGAGUUUCGAGGCGGCUAAGUUGGAACUACAACAACGUACACGCCAACAUACGGAUCUCACGCGCACCGCCGAAGAAGCGACCGCGGCAAAGAAGGAACGUGAGUCACUAAAAGCAGAAAACCUGGAAAUCCGAAAUCAGUUGAGUGAACUGCGUGAAAAGCUACGUGGCACCGAGCAGACAACAACAAAACGGGAACAACAGUUACGCGAGGAGAACAGAGAAUUGAUGCGUAGACUGGAGGCGACUGAAAUGCGCGCCGAAGCCGCCGCACAGGAGGCCAGUCUGACUACGGUGCCGCUAAUGCGACAACUGGAAUCACUACAGAAUACGCUCACGCAACGCACCUCCAACUGGAAUCAGGAAGAAAAGUUACUCCUGGAUAAAUUAGCGGCAUCGCAAAGUAAAUUGAAAUCAUUGGAAAAUGUCGAGUUGAAAUACGAGGAGCGUGUCGAAUUGCUGCAAAAACAUUGCACAGAACUAGAAGACACGCUUUCUCACGCGUUACUGCAGGAGGAAAAGGCCAAAAUGGGCUUGCAACAGGCGCAGCUUGAGUACAACAUGAAAGAGAGCAGCCUGAAAAGCCAACAAGCGGAACUUACCAAACAAAUUGAACAGUGCACGUCCAAAGUGGAGGCGUUGGAGCGUGAAAAUAAAGUAUUAGAAGAGAAAUUGCGUGCGAAGGCAGAGGAAAAAUUACCAAGCUUCGUUGGCGCUGGCGAGCUGCCACAAAUAGGCACGGAGACAAAACGGAUUGUGCCGCUUUCCGCAGCUACAUUGGCACCGCAUGAGCUGGCACGUCAGCACUCGCUGGAGCAGACGCAACGUUCGCAGUCACCGGCUAUGAGUUUUGAGCGCAAUUCGCAAGAGGAAACGAUGGAGGGUGGCAGCAUCGAUUGGCAGGCGGAAGAUAUAGAUUGCAUUUCGAAUUCAGGCCGUCAAAUAGGCAACUUGGGCUACGGUAUUAAUAUGAGCUUUCUGGGACACAAUACGUCAACGUUGGAGCACUUGCAAUCGAUGUUGAAACAGCGCGACGGUGAACUGGUGCACAUUCAGUGGGAGUUGGCGCGGUUGCAGGAGGGGCGCAGCGUUUUGGCGGAGGAAAUCGCAAUGUUGACUACCGAAUUGGAGGCUGCUAAGGAAAAGCUGCUCUCCUACGAAACGUUGGAUCAAAGCUACGAGGAGCUCCAGCGUAACUAUGACGCGCUGCUACAAAUGUACGGUGAGAAAGUUGAACGCACCGAAGAAUUAGAAUUGGAUCUAAAGGAGGCGCGCGAGGCAUAUAAGGCGCAGAUCGAUGAGCUGUUGGCCCAACCCUCACGGCCUACCACAUGAUAUUUAUAAAAGUGGCAAUUUGGACUCUGUCAUCGGCUGAGUCAUAUAUUCACUCUACUUGUUAUCUAAAUCCACUGUAGUUUUUAAUUGUAAUUAUGGUAUUGUAUGUAGUUAUGUUAUAAUAUUAUAAAUUUUAAUCGAAUUGUUGCUGGCUGGCAUAUUGGAGCUACAAAGAACGGAAAGGUAUGAUUUAAUAAAGUCAUUUAAACAAAUUAAAUAACAAA